Messenger RNA from Pipistrellus nathusii (Nathusius's pipistrelle), 3405 nucleotides. The record is from the annotation of a GenBank genome assembly. NCBI's taxonomy places the organism in Eukaryota, Metazoa, Chordata, Mammalia, Chiroptera, Vespertilionidae.
AUGACUCAGGGACCUAGGACAUAUGCACCUGCCCUUUUCCUUUUUCUGAGCCAUGGAGUGGCAAGUCUCAGUGCAAAUUCCAGCCAGGGUUUGCAUCCAUUGCUGCAGAAAAUGGCAGAAGAAAUAACAGAUGGAAACUAUCUGAAUGCAUUUCUGGAUCUCAUACAGUUUCAAAGCUCCCAGCCGUGGACGGCAGACCUGUCCCACGCUGUCCUGGCCUACCUGAACGCGCGGAACGUGGCCUUCACCGCCCCCAGCCUGCAGGCAGCCGUGGAGCACCACCUGGAGCAGCGCCUGUACCAGCCCCAGCAGCUGCGGGAGGACCUGCGGGGAGCGGACGCCCAGCAGUUCCGCACGGCCAUGCAGUGCCUCUGGGCCGACAGGAAGGACCGCUGGGAGGUGGAAGGCGUCGUCAUUGACUUGGGAGCGAUCCGGAAACAAGCCCUGCAGAGCCCAGGCGUGAACCGCAGCCUGCUUCUCAUCACGCUGGAGAGGUGUUUCCAGGAGCUGAGCUCCCUGGAGUGCGUGGAGGUCCUGGGCAAGCUGCUGCGAGGGUCCCCGGGCAGCUUCCUGCAGCCCGACCUCCCGGAGAGGCUGCCCCCCGGCCUGCGCCAGGACGCCUUCCGGAACCUGUCCGCGGUGUUCAAAGACCUCUACGACCAAACCCCGGCCCGUUCCCAGGGAGCCCUCUACUCCUGGAUGGCCGGCGUGCUGCGGGCGUCCGGCGCCCCCGAUGGGUCUGCUUCCUGGGUCAGCGCAGAAAACUUACGGAUUUUGGGGAGAUACAUGGUCCACCUCCCCCUUGAAGAAAUCAUGAACAUUAGUCCUAUGGAAAUGGGGCUGUUCAUCAGCUAUGACAAUGCCACCAAGCAGCUGGACACCGUCUAUGACAUCACGCCAGAGCUGGCCCAGGCUUUCCUGGAGCGGAUCGGCUCCUCGGACUUCGACAUGAGGAACGCCUCUACCGUCCACAGGCUGGGGCUGCUCGUCUGCUUCUAUGGAGACCUGGAGCUGCUGGACGCCACCCUGGCCCGAGUCCUCCUCCACCAGAUGAUCAAGUGCAGCCGCCUCCGGGGCUUCCAGGCUCGCGUCCAGAAGCUCAAAGCCCGCCUCCUGGGCAUUGCCACGGAGAACCAGGCGCUCAACGAAACCCUGGGCUCUUUGUCGGACGCAAUUGUGGGCUUGACCCACCGCCAGCUGGAGUCCCUGUCCCCCCAGGCUGUGGACAGCGCCAUCUCCACCCUCAGCCAGGUGUCGGGCUGGACCAAGAGCCAGGUGGUCAUCUUGUCCGCCAAGUACUUGGCCCAUGAGAAGGUGCUGUCCUUCCACAGCGUCAGCCAGAUGGGCGUGCUGCUGGCGGGCGUCGGCGCCCAGGCCUUCUCAGACAUGGAGCCCAGGGCGCUGGCGCAGGUCCUGAGAAGCUCCCUGCCUGUGUCUGCUCUGUCGCCGGCCCAGCAGCAAGGCAUCCUCAGCAAGGUGACCGGAGCGGGAGCUGGCGCCCCGGGUGUGAUGGAAGUGCCAGGGGCCCUCUUUAAGGAAGUGUCCCUCUUUGACUUGAGGAGGGAACUUGGACUCAACUCCACUGUCCUGAAGGAGAAGGCAUUUCGGAGGAGUCAGGCCUUGUUCCUGUUUGAGCUGCUGUCCCAGACCAGCGGGCCCGCCGAGCUCCUGAGUGCCGGGCAGCUGGUCAAGGGCGUGGCGUGCUCCCACAUCGACGCCAUGAGCGCCGACUCCUUCCUGGCCCUCUUCCAGUAUUUUGAGAACAACCUCUCUCUGCUUUCACCCUAUCAGGUCAAUUGUUUGGCGUGGAAAGCGUGGGAGGUUUCCAGGUCCUUCAUGCAGCCUUUCCUCUUGGCUGCGCUCCCGGCUCACUACCUGGCAUCCAUGCCAGCCUCCAGAUGUGUGCCCCUUCUGAUUGGCCUGGGGAAGAUUCGGUUGGACUCCUUGGUGUUAGAUCCCCACAAAAGGACUCUGGUCCUCAGGAAAGUGCAGCAGUGCCUGAACAACUCCAUUGCCGAUGAGUACACCGUGGACAUCGUGGGGAACCUGCUCUGCCACUUGCCAGCGGCCAUCAUCAAGCACGGAGUGUCCCCCAGGGCCUGGGCCACUGCCCUGCACGGCCUCAGAGCCUGCGCAGAGCUGAGCCCCGAGCAGGGGGCUGCGGUGAGGCUGCGGCUGCUGGAGCAGCACGGACCCCCUCAGAACUGGACAGCCGAGACGACGAAGGACUUGGGACCCUUUUUAGUGUUUUUCUCAGAAGAUGAAUUAAGCUCUGUUGCCACAAAGUUUCCUGAUAUCCUUCAACAAACAGCCUCCAAGAUGGUGGGGAUUUUGCCCCCCAAAGAAUUCCUCUGGGCUGUCUUUGAAUCUGUUCGGAACAGCAGCGAGAGGGGCUCUGGCUCUGACCCCAGCCCUGGUUGCCAUGGAGUUGAGGUCCCCUCUUCCGAUGACAUCUUCAAGCUGGCUGAAGCCAAUGCCUGCUGGGCCCCCCAGAAUCUGCGCUGCCUGGAGGAAGCCACAUUCCUCAGGAGCGUGGAGCUUCUGGGGGCCGUUGGGGGCUUCCUCCGGCCUCAGCUGACCGCCCUGAAGGAGAAGGCGAUCCAGGUCUGGGACACACCUUCUAACUGGAAAGAACACCACAUCGUCUCACUGGGCCGCAUUGCUUUGGCUCUUAAUGAGAGUGAGCUGGAGCAGCUAGACCUCAGCUCCAUCGACACCGUGGCUUCCCUAAGCCAGCAGUCAGGAUGGACCCCAGGACAGGCCACAUCCAUCCUGCACGGCUUCCUGGAGGACUCAGGCUACGGCAUCCAGGAUCUGAAGAGCUACCACUUAGUAGGACUCGGUACAACCCUGUGUGCCAUGAACGUCACCGAAAUCUCCCUUAUAAAGAUCUCAGAAUUCAGGGUGGUGAUGGCCAGAAUAGGGACCCUGCUCUGCAGCACCCCUGUCUUGGCCGAGUUCAAGAGGAAGGCAGAAGUUGUGUUUGGGGAUCCCACCAAGUGGUCCAGCUCUGUCUUGCAGGAACUCGGAACUAUUGCCGCCGGAUUAACGAAGGAAGAGCUCCGGGUGCUUGACGAGGAUUUGAUGCCGUAUUUCCAACCAUCAGCAAUCAGAUGCCUUCCUGCUGAGAUAUUCAAAGAGCUCUCCGCCCGGCAGAUCGCCGCCCUGGGCCCCGAGAACGCGGCGGCGGCGACCCCGGCCCAGCGCCGCCAGCUCCGCGCGCCGCAGCUGCAGAGCCUCCAGCGGGCGCUGGAUGGCGCCAAGGCGCGCCCCUCGCUGGAAGCUCCCCCGAGCGCAAGCCCCAGCCAGACCCCGCCCUCCCAGUCUCGCCCAGGGGCCUCCGCCUCCCGGGCCCUUUGGCUGGGCUGCCCGCUGCUGGUCCUAGUGCCCACGCUCCCUCGGUGA